Molecule: messenger RNA, 1410 nt
Organism: Neurospora tetraspora
Lineage: Eukaryota; Fungi; Ascomycota; Sordariomycetes; Sordariales; Sordariaceae
Product: DUF1640-domain-containing protein
Exons: 2
Coding region: 210-1040 (276 amino acids)
Biological process (GO): mitochondrial respiratory chain complex IV assembly
Cellular component (GO): mitochondrion
Source: RefSeq, a predicted model, not a curated record
AUCCCGAUCAUCUGAAAGUGUGACUGACGUGGUGACCAAGUUCCGCAACGACAUCACAUCUCCAAUACAAUCUCCCAGCAGCUCCAAAACUUCCCCGUACUCCAGUUCAACAACACAAUUACCUGCGCUCCUGAAAAUACCCGCCCGACCGGACCGCUUCCCACCCGUUGAAGUACACGCAAAGCGCCGAAGACAAGCCACCAAAGACAAUGAACACUGCGCAAUCCCUCCCGCGAUUCCUGCUCCCACGGUUGAGCUGGCAGGGUCCUCUCUCGCCAAACGUACCCAGAACUGUUCCCUCCAUCCUCCUACAAGCCGCCCAAGAGCAACAACCACGAACAUGGCAGCCCCUCUGCUCUCCAAGAUCCUUCCACUCGAGCCGGCCGACUGAUCAUGCCCAAUGUACCGCACCGAGCAACAACAAGCCGCGGUCCCUUAACACCAUCGCCCGCAACCCGACUCUAAGACGCUCGUUCCAUGCUUCCGCGGCACGAAGGCGCGACCACCACUUCGACACACUCAAGUUCGUCCAGCGACUACAAGAAGAUGGGUUCACAGAAGAGCAAUCGGUAGCCAUGAUGAAAGUCCUAAACGAUGUAAUCGAGGAAAGCAUACAAAACCUGACCCGAACCAUGGUCCUCCGCGAAGACGCCGCCAAGGCAACCUACACGCAAAAAGUCGACUUCGCCAAGCUGCGCAGCGAGCUGCUGUCGGCCGACAGCACCGAGUCCAACACGACGCGGGCCGCCCACGAGCGGCUGACCAACGACAUCGCCAAGCUCAACAGCCGGCUGCGCGACGAGAUCGGUCGAACCCAGGCUAGCGUCCGGCUCGACCUGAAUCUGGAAAAGGGCCGCAUCCGCGAGGAGGCUGUGUCGCAGGAGCUCAAGAUCAAGGAGACGGAGACCAAGAUUGAGCAGGAGGUGGCGGCGCUGAGGCAGCAGUUGGAGCAGGUCAAGUUCCAGACGUUGCAGUGGCUGAUGGGUGUUUGCACCGGUUUUGCCGCGCUGCUGCUUGGUGCUUGGCGUUUGUUGAUGUGAGGUGGGCACCGGGAAGGUGGGAGGGAGUUUUUGUUGUGUUUUGGGACUGGAGUCUUUUGUUGCAUGGGAGAGAGUUGUUGUGAUACCUACGGUAUAGCCCUUGAGUGCUAUGCUUGUUUGCUUUGAUUACCAGAGAUUCAAGGAAUAACUUUGUCACAACUACCACGUUGGAGCCAGGCCCUAGUUGCUACUCACGGUCUGAGUGUCUAUCAUUUACAGCGGAGAAGGUAUGAGAGCCCACGACCAUGGUUCUUGUGCUUUACUCAAACCCGAACGGUCACGGACAAAUGUCUUGUACCCAUAUGCUUCUGGACUGCACCAACCAUGGACAUCACGAAUCAUUGUUGACAGUAUUCUCCAGACCUAGAGC